CAGUCACGUGAGCCGGGCUGCGGUGGCUCCGCGCCGUCAUGGUGGCCCCGAUGUACGGCUCCCCCGGCGGCCGCCUGGCCCGGGCGCUGACUCGGGCGCUGGCGCUGGCCCUGGUGCUGGCCCUGCUGGUCGGGCUGUUCCUGAGCGGCCUGACGGGCGCGAUCUCGAUCUCAGAGCGCCAGUGGGGGCCCGACGGGCCGGUUCCACCCGCCUCCCGAAGCCGCUCGGUGCUCCUGGACGCCAAGACCGGCCAGCUCCAACUGGUGGAUGGCCGCCAUCCUGACGCCGUGGCCUGGGCCAACCUCACCAACGCCAUCCGCGAGACCGGGUGGGCCUUUCUGGAGCUGCGCACCAACGGCCGCUACAAUGACAGCCUGCAGGCCUACGCGGCGGGCGUGGUGGAGGCUUCCGUGUCUGAGGAGCUCAUCUACAUGCACUGGGUGAACACGGUGGUGAAUUACUGUGGCCCCUUCGAGUACGAAGUCGGUUACUGCGAGAGGCUCAAGAGCUUCCUGGAGACCAACCUGGAGUGGAUGCAGGAGCAGAUGGAGCGGAACAAGGGCUCUGCCUACUGGCACCAGGUGCGGCUGACCCUCCUUCAGCUGAAGGGUCUAGAGGACAGCUACGAAAGCAGUGUGACCUUUCCAACUGGAAGAUUCACCAUCAAACCCUUGGGGUUCCUCCUGUUACAGCUCUCUGGGGACCUGGAGGACUUGGAGCCGGCCCUGAACAAGACCAAGACCAAGCACGUCCUGGGCUCUGGCUCCUGCUCCGCCCUCAUCAAGCUGUUGCCCGGCCAGAGUGACCUCCUGAUUGCCCACAACACCUGGAGCUCCUACCAGAACAUGCUGCGCGUCAUCAAGAAGUACUGGUUCCAGUUCCGGGAAGACCCUCAAGUGAACUCUCCACUGGCUCCUGGCAACAAUCUGGUCUUCUCAUCCUACCCCGGCACCCUCUUCUCCUGUGACGACUUCUACAUCGUGGGCAGCGGGCUGGUGACGCUGGAGACCACCAUCGGCAACAGGAACCCGGCCCUGUGGAAGUACGUGCAGCCCCAGGGCUGCGUGCUGGAGUGGGUGCGCAACAUCGUGGCCAACCGCUUGGCCCUGGACGGGGACAGCUGGACAGACAUCUUCCAGAAGUUCAACAGCGGCACGUACAACAACCAGUGGAUGAUCGUGGACUACAAGGCGUUUGUCCCCGGCGGGCCCAGCCCUCGGAGAAGGGUGCUCACCGUCCUGGAGCAGAUCCCGGGCAUGGUGGUGGUGGCCGAUAAGACCUCGGAACUCUACCAGAAGACCUACUGGGCCAGCUACAACAUUCCGUACUUUGAGAGCGUGUUCAACGCCAGCGGGAUGCAGGCCCUGGUGGCCCAGUACGGGGACUGGUUCUCCUACGACGGCAGCCCCCGCGCCCAGAUCUUCCGGCGGAACCAGUCGCUAGUGCGUGACCUGGACUCCAUGACCCGGCUGAUGCGGUACAACGACUUCCUGCACGACCCGCUGUCGCUGUGCAAAGCGUGCCGCCCGCAGGCCAACGCGGAGAACGCCAUCUCGGCCCGCUCCGACCUGAACCCGGCCAACGGCUCGUACCCUUUCCAGGCCCUGCAGCAGCGCUCCCACGGGGGCAUAGACGUGAAGGUGACCAGCAUGGCGCUGGCCAAGGCCUUUCGGCUGGUGGCGGCCAGCGGCCCCACGUGGGACCAGCUGCCCCCGUUCCAGUGGAGCUCCUCGCCCUUCAGCGGCCUGCUGCACAUGGGCCAGCCCGACCUCUGGAAGUUCUCGCCCAUCCAGGUGUCCUGGGACUGAGUCUCUGUCUCUGCCCUGCUGGCCCCCUCGCGGGGCCACCCGCGGGGCCACCCACUGGCCGCUGCGCCCCGUGGGCUGCAUCUCCUGCUGUGCCCAGAUCUGGGACCUGGGUCUGCCAGGGUCAUUCUCGUCCAGGGCGCCUCCUGGGUGGGGCCCCAAACGGACUCCUUCGCUCCCCGUAGGUGGGCAAGUGCCGUCCUGGUCCCCUUCCCCUGUAUCUCUCUCUCCUCUCUCUGCUCCAUCUGCUUCUGUUGCUCCCCCAGCCUGGGGCCCUGUCCUCACGCUGGCCUCUCCUGAGGGCUGGGGUUCGGGGCCCCUGCCGGGGCGGGAGGGGACUGUUUCAGUCCCUGCCCCCCAGUGUCAUGCUUGCCAGUGGCUCUGGAACUUGGGGGUUUCGGCCCUGAGACCUGGGCGUUGCCCGUGGUUGGUAUCCGUCCUCUCUUCUCCCUACCCCCGCCCCUGCUCCUUUGGGAAGCAGCUCCCUGGUGUCCCCUCCUGGGCAGCUUUCCUGAGGACAGAAACUUGAAAACAAACAAAAACCAAAGUUUCUGGUGACUUGUGGCUGGAGGGGCGUGAGUGUCCUUCUCUUGAGGGGCAGACGAGAGUGUCAGCCCCUAUGCUGCAGCCUCAUGUCCCCUGUCCCCCAACUUGGGCCUGCCCUUGGCCUCAGGGCAGUGCCCACAGCUCCCCUGCUGUCGGAACCAAACUGCAGGCUGUGCUGCCAUUAAAUGAGAGGCCAUGGC
Suricata suricatta (meerkat) is the source of this 2551-nucleotide messenger RNA. RefSeq names its product phospholipase B domain containing 2 (gene PLBD2). The record is from RefSeq and is a predicted model, not a curated record. Bases 39 to 1808 code for a protein of 589 amino acids. Gene Ontology annotation, cellular component: extracellular region. The transcript is spliced from 12 exons. Gene Ontology annotation, biological process: phospholipid catabolic process. Lineage: Eukaryota; Metazoa; Chordata; Mammalia; Carnivora; Herpestidae. Gene Ontology annotation, molecular function: glycerophospholipase activity.